Messenger RNA from Aspergillus clavatus NRRL 1, 2349 nucleotides. RefSeq names its product COPI-interacting protein CEX1. Gene Ontology annotation, cellular component: cytoplasm. The transcript is spliced from 9 exons. Bases 1 to 2349 code for a protein of 782 amino acids. The record is from RefSeq and is a predicted model, not a curated record. NCBI's taxonomy places the organism in Eukaryota, Fungi, Ascomycota, Eurotiomycetes, Eurotiales, Aspergillaceae. Gene Ontology annotation, biological process: tRNA export from nucleus; protein phosphorylation. Gene Ontology annotation, molecular function: protein kinase activity; ATP binding.
AUGGAUUUCCUCAAGUCCGCUGUCGCAUCUGCGAUCGCCAAAGGGAGUUCAUUUCCCUACUCGUUUGGAGAUAGAGUCGACGUCUCGGAUUCAAUCUGGACACUUCACAAUGCUACAAAAAGGGAAGACGGCUCACCGUGCAGCGUAUUCACCUUCGAAAUUGCGUCGAAUAAUUCUCGAACCCCCCUGGCGAGAAAUGCAGUGCGAAAGUCGCGGACUCUAAGACACCCAGGGGUUAUCAAAGUGCUGGACACUAUUGAGACAGACAGCAACAUCUACAUUGUGACGGAGCGCGUUGUUCCCCUGGCCUGGCAUGUGAAGCGGAAGAGCUUGAGCAAGGAGACUUCGAUCUGGGGGAUUUACACGGUGGCCUCUACGCUCAAAUUCAUCAACGAGGACGCUUCUUCUGUUCAUGGUGCCGUUAGGGCAUCCUCAAUAUUCGCCAGUGAGAGUGGUGAAUGGAAGCUAGGAGGCUUCGAUGUCCUGAGCUCCAUGAACGACGAGAACGCGGUAAUAUAUACAUAUGGUAGCCUUGUACCAGACGCGGCCCGAUACACACCUCCGGAAGUCGUCAAAGGAGGAUGGGAAUCUAUCAAGCGACACCCAUUGGCAGCAGUCGACGCCUAUGGAUUAGGCAUUUUAGUCUACGAGGUCUUCAACGGUAGCUUUGCAGGGGGCGAUCAGGUGGGCAAAACGACAAACAUUCCGCCCAGUAUGCAUCAGAGCUACAAGCGUCUCUGCACGGCAAAUCCGAAAAUCCGGCUCAGCCCAGCGCACUUUGUUGAGCAAGGCAAGAAGACUGGCGGCUUUUUUCAGACACCGUUGAUCAGAUUCGCGGACGAUAUAGAAAGCUUAGGGCUUAAGAAUGACGAAGAACGGGAAGAGUUUGUCAAUGAGCUGGACGAGCUUUCAGAUGAUUACCCGGAGGAGUUCUUCAAGAUGAAAGUCCUCCCGGAACUGCUCAAGUCCGUUGAAUUUGGAGGCGGAGGUCCGAAGGUGUUAAGCGCCAUAAUGAAGAUUGGGACGAAGCUGCCACCAGACGAGUACAGUGCUAAGCUGACGCCUGUCAUUGUUCGGUUGUUCGGGAAUCCUGAUCGAGCUCUUCGAGUUUGUCUACUCGACAACCUGCCAUUAAUGAUCGAUAAUCUAUCGCAGAAGAUUGUCAAUGAUAAGAUCUUCCCACAGAUGACCUCCGGAUUCACCGAUGUCGCGCCUGUUGUUCGAGAGCAGACCGUUAAAGCGGUGUUGUCCGUCAUCGGUAAACUGAGCGAUCGAACUAUCAAUGGGGAUCUUUUGAAGUUCCUUGCACGCACUGCAAAUGAUGACCAACCGGGCAUCCGUACGAAUACUACCAUCUGCUUGGGUAAAAUUGCAAAGUAUCUUGGCCAGAACUCAAGGACCAAGGUCCUCGUUGCAGCGUUUACCCGAUCACUUCGGGAUCCUUUUGUCCAUGCUCGAAAUGCCGGUCUGCUGGCACUAGGUGCAACAAUCGAGUUUUUUAAUGAGGAGGACUGCGCUUCAAAGGUCCUUCCAGCGAUCUGUCCCUCUCUCUUGGACAAAGAGAAGCUCAUAAGGGAUCAAGCAAACAAAACGCUGGAUCUGUACCUCCAACGUGUUCGCAAGUUUGGCAGCACAAUGGCCGACACAGCACUGCCAGCGGUGGCCAGCCCCGAUGCACCCAAAGAUGCGGCUCGAAUUGGAACUUCAACCGAUAAGUCGUGGGCUGGCUGGGCGAUCUCCUCGUUCACGAAUAAGCUUACGACGGCCAACGGUGAGAUUCAGACCACGGCAAGCAGCGUCAAGCCGGUUGAGGCGGACGUAUCUCGCUCAGCAUCCGUACCACGUCCAGCCAAAGCAUCCCCAUCGACGCAGCUGGAUUUGCCCAAGAAAGCAUUGCGUUCUGAAGCUCAACCCCUCGAACGGUCGUUUUCAGAUCAGCCAGCUUCCUUUUCCAGAACCGAGGAUGAAACAGAAGAUGUCUAUGAUGCUUGGGGUGCUAUUGACGAUGAGGAUGAAGAAAGUGCAUCUAAAGAUGAUGAUCUCUUCGGCACCCCAGCAACCAGCAGCCCAACUGUCGAUAUCACCCCAACACCGAAAUCUGUGCCUAUUCCAUAUGAUGACGGAGGCGAACCUGACUUUGCCGGCUGGUUAGCCGCGCAGUCCAAGGCCAAAGCAAAGAAGCCCCUACCUAAGGGCUUGACUAAGCCCGCUACGACUACAACUAGUUCUCGAACCCCCAGCCGCACCAGCACCACCAAACCUAGAACGGUCGUAGUGCCAGCGAAGAAGAUUGACAUCAAACCUAAGGAUGAGGAUGAAGAGGACGGCUGGGGAGAUGCCUGGGACUGA